This is a messenger RNA of Penicillium cosmopolitanum, 1737 nucleotides long. RefSeq lists its product as uncharacterized. NCBI's taxonomy places the organism in Eukaryota, Fungi, Ascomycota, Eurotiomycetes, Eurotiales, Aspergillaceae. The record is from RefSeq and is a predicted model, not a curated record. The transcript has 2 exons. The coding region runs from base 1 to 1737 and encodes 578 amino acids.
AUGGCUUCGACCAGCUCCCCCACCAACUUCACUCGCAGCUGCCACAGCAACAGCGAAGACACCUCAACUGACGGUCCCGUCUAUACACCAUUUGGUCGCAAUCUCGAGGAAACCGCGAUGGCCGAGUGGCCCCCGAUGCUGUCAUUGACCACUGAUCGUGCCGUACUUGAACAAAUGUCCAGUAUGAUGGGCUAUUCGCCCGAUGAGAUUGAAGCUGAAAUGCAGAAGGAGCUGGAAUUUUUCUGCGGACAUGGCGAUAUCAAAUCCCCAGCUUCGAAUUUCUCUCUCCGCGCCACCAAUCCUUCCUUCCACAUCCCGACAAACAGCAAUGAGCUCGGCUACGGCUACGGCUACGGAUGCGAUGGAAGCACCGAACACCUGCCGCAAUUCAUUGACCCUUCGUUGACUUUCAAUCCUGGAUACGGACUGGAAACCGGUGUUUCUUCUCCCACUAAUGGCUCUUCUUUUCCCUCGACUCACGCUGGCCGAAUGGACGUUGCUUGUACCGCCGAGAUUUCGCACCAUGAAGCUCAUUUUCCGGAGGCGUUUCCCCUUUCUGGCAACUUUUCUUGCAUCCCAAUGGCCUCGCCUCAGCUGAGCCCAAUGGUCCCAAGCGAUCUCCCCGUGAUGGCCUAUGGCAAUCCUCGACCCAUGAGUCCAGAUGCUACUGUUUCUGUUUCUGACGGAAUGAUGACCCCGGGAAAUCCCCGUCAGUCAACCACUGCGAAGAGUGGCGACAAUCAUGGCUCCGAGGCCUAUGGAAUGGUCACCCCGGCCAAGUCUCGCAAUUCAACUCCUGGGAAGCGUCACAACCCAACUCCUGCAACGCCUUGCAGACAGACCCGUGCGAUGACUGGGAAGCGUUCUUCACCUGCCACUCCUGCCUCUGUCAUUUCCGAUGGAACGGACAGCGAUUGUGAUUCUGCAGUAUCGACUCCUGUUGUCACAAAGGGCCGGAAUUACAAGACUCCGACGCGCCCGAGAGCACCAAGACGCUCCACAGCCAUAGAUAACUUGCCCGAAAUCGCAGCUGUGGAGGUCAUGGGGUUCGCAUUCAGUGAUGUCCAGAAGAUGCAAGCGCAGGGCCAAUUGCCGCAUCCGGUUUUCUACACCUCUCUGGAGGAGGCCAAGCGUGAUCAAUUCGAUCACCUUCGUGCGCACGAAUAUGAUAGCACCAUUCCAACAACCGUGAUCGAAAAGCAAGUCCUGGUCGGCUACCUGAUGAAUGCCAUGAAGGACAUUGAAGUCGCCGACGAUGGCAGCAAGUCGAUCAGCCCAUGGAAGAAGGGAGCGUAUUCCGACGAGCACAUCGAGCAGGGUGCCUGGAUCGAGCUGGAAGACAUCAUUCUCGCCCAGCAGAGCUUGGAGACCUUCGUUGGCUCCGGUAGCCCGAAGCGCCGAUACAAGACCUUCGGCGAUCGGUACAUGUCGGUCUUGGCCUAUCUCAAGACGUCCAAGAACAUGGCCAAGCGCGUCGUGAACCCGACUGGCCAGAUGGCCAUUGCGGACAACGCGGUCGCGGUCCGAGAGGGCAUCAAGCAAAACAAGGGCGUCAAUAACCGGAAGGCAGAGCGCCUCGCGAUGCAAAAGGCCCUGACGAAGAACAAGACGCCCGAGGAGAUCCAGGAGACCAUUGCAUCUCUUGCGAACGAGGGUCCCUCGAAGCGCUCGUCUUCCGAGCCACCGAAGGAGGACAGCCCUCCUAAGCGUUCGAAGAAGAACGCGGGCAAGUCAUGA